Eremomyces bilateralis CBS 781.70 is the source of this 2025-nucleotide messenger RNA. RefSeq lists its product as uncharacterized. The record is from RefSeq and is a predicted model, not a curated record. The transcript has 3 exons. Bases 1 to 2025 code for a protein of 674 amino acids. NCBI's taxonomy places the organism in Eukaryota, Fungi, Ascomycota, Dothideomycetes, Eremomycetales, Eremomycetaceae.
AUGUCUGGAGUCGAACUUGCUGGUCUUGUGUUGGCGGUUGUGCCCGUUAUUUUAGUGGCCUCGGAAUAUCAUUCCAAACUGUUAGAUCCCACGCGGACAGUCUUCCUACACAGGAGAAAAAGCAUCAAGCUUGCGACGUUCUUCAGCAACCUACACUAUGAGGUUUCAAUGCUCAAUAUCACUAUCCAAAGUCUCAUCCAUGACCUCUACGUUCUUCCAGAAGCGCAUCGGACGAGGCUCCUGAGCGAUGAGCAAGACCCAUCGUAUUGGCAAGAAGAGGCGGUGGUGAGAGCCUUGCGGUCGCGUUUGGGGCUCGGGUUCGACGCAUUUCGCGAGGCUUUGGACGAGAUUUUACGUAACUUAGGAAAAUUGGUGAAGGACGACACCCUCGACAUCGAGACCAGUCUAAAUGAAAUUCAAACCCCCCGAACGUCGUACGCGAAACUCCUGGCGCUGCGGGAGCAAUUCAAAGCCGACAAAAGCCCAGAGCACAGCCGCUUCUUGGACCGUCUGAAGUUUGUCAUUAGAGAAGAAAAGCGAAAUGCCUAUCUCGAUCGAAUCGAGAAGUGCAACGAGAGGCUGGACUCUCUUCUACAGCGUUCGUCGGCGACAUACGAGAAGACCAAGGCGAACCAGGCCCGACCAGAGAGUACCAGCACGCCGCACAUGGAACUGCGUCCGUUGAUGCAUGCGCUGUACUCUACGAUGGGUGGCCUCUGGCCCUGCUCAUGCCCUCACGGGCAUGAGGCUCGAUUUUGCUUACUCAAAUGCCAGGAUAAUACUCCAUCCAAAGCGUCGCAGGAGGUAUAUUUCGACAUGCUGAUGUCGAUCCGCGCCCAGGCAACCGCACAAUAUCAAACAUGGCUGGAGAGCAAGAUGGUCGUCGCCUUGGCGAACGAAUCGACCAAGAAGACAUCUAAUGUCCGCUUCAUUAUAGAAGAUGAAGACUCCGUUGCGGCAUCGCCGACUACUCCGUCCGUCAUCGAGGAAUUCAUGGGUCGAGCAAGUACGAUGGACUCGGAUACCUCAGGGACUCGCACUCCCACGGGUACGCGUCCACGGCGGACAACAUAUCCCGAUCCUGAUACGUGGACAACUCAGCGGCCUCUUGCCUACCCCCGAAGAGCAUCUGCCCCUCCUCUCACUAAGGAGCAAGUCUCGGAUCCAGACGAGUUCUGCAAAAUCAUUCGUGCCGCGGGCGAGCAAAAGUGUUGUCCACGGAUGCUGUAUGACGGCACUCAGAUCUGGCACAUCACUCGCCCUAGCGAGAAACGGCUAUGUGUGGAAGGGUCGCUGCCAGACGUCUCACUGGCAGCACUGCUUGACGGCAAGCGGAAGCUGAAGCUGAAGGAGAAGCGGAUCCUUGCUGUGAUUCUUGCCCAUUCGUUGCUGCACUUUUGCGACUCGCCAUGGAUGAGACACGGGACAAGGAGUAGUUGGAACAAACAUCAUAUCUCGUUUUUCUACAAAAGCAAGGACGACGUGGAUCUCAUCCGGCCGUAUGUCACCACUGAUUUUCAGCCCAUUCAGGACCGGGAAGAUCCCGCCGAGGCGAUGUACCGCUUGCACCCCAACCCGAGUGUUUUAGCCUUGGGAGUAUUGCUGCUUGAGAUCGAGCAACAAGCUGGGAUUGAGUCGAAGCGGGAGAAUGACGAUCUCACGGCGGAAAAGCAAGAACAUGUCAAUUCCGAUUUACUCACGGCUCUGCGACUCUUCGGCGAACAACAGGAUGACGUCUACGAAGGUUUCCAUCAAGCCAUCGACGCUUGUCUAAAUUGCCAGGACUACUUUCAACAGUUUGAUACCGAGGAGAUGGAUCUUGAGAAUGAUGACUUCAGAGAAGCGGUGUACAAUGAGAUCGUGGCUCCUCUGGAACUGGAGCUGCUCAACGGCUUCGGUGUCACGAUCGAUAAGCUUGGGCUGAACGGUCCAGGAAGUCAUCACCCGUAUUCGGGCAUUGAUCUGAUUGAAGAUAUCGGUUUUGGACCGUUUUUGAUGAGGGAGCAGACCAAUGUAGAUCUGUAG